GCCCACGGUUUUCAACAGAAACGCAACGAUCUGCUAAUAAAUGGAACUGCUAGUUGCCAGCGAGUGAUGGAUCCAUCUUCUUGAACGAAGGCCAUCAAUACGCAUUUUGUUUUCUGUUUAUUUAACUAGCGGCUGUGUUUUCAUGGGAAAUGUAUUAGCAAGCUAAAGUCAGAUAGCUCGAUAACUGCGCCAAAAAUGAUGCGAGAUUCAAUCGAAUGUUGCACUGCUAGCUAGUCAGCCAAAACUGACUGGGGAAUGGUCAUUUCUCAGUUUGCCAGCAUCACAGCUCUGACACAUCACGAAGCCGUUCAGCUAUCGAGACAUAACGCUGGAAACUUGCUAGCGUUUAGUUGGAUAGAAAAAGAGGACGAACAUUUGUUGGGAAGCGGUGACUGUGCCAUUGCAAUACUGGUCAUAUGGAUGCGUUGCCUUCGUGUGCAUUUUAUUGACAAUUGUGGCUUGGCUCUAGCUAGGGGGCGGACAGCUCCGAGAAGGCGGACAGUUGGCUACGUUAGCUUGUUGGAUGUCGCGGCAGUGCAGUUAGGUUCGUUCGUAGGGACGCACGAACCCAGUCAGUGAACAGGGGGAAUCGCAAUAGAGGCUGGUAAAUAGGGAUAGUUAGCCAGCCCGGUAGCUAGCUAGUCGUCCAACUAACGUUAGCUAGCUAACGUGAGAAAUAUAAAUAAGGCUUGAAGCGCGCAUCAACGGAGAGAGGCCCUCAACACACCCCCUCGCAUCGACACUGCCCCCUCUCCGCCGAUCCUCCCGUGAUUUGCUGAGAUCUGUACACGGGUGAAGUCGGACAGUUCUCGGUUGGGGACAACUUGACAGCGAGGCCCCUAGCUCCCCUCCCCCAUUCCCAUCCAAGACCCCUCAGUCCACCUCUUCGCAAGUGAGGAUCGGGAUAUUAGAUACCUAGCUAAAGUUAACCCAUCCAACCGAAAUCUGUCAUCCAGCUAGUCCAUUCUAACCCGCGGGUUGCCAAAACCAGGAGGGAUGACUUUGGAGUCGAUGAUGGCUUGCUGCCUGAGCGAAGAGGCGAAGGAAUCGAAACGAAUCAAUGCGGAGAUAGACAAACAACUCCGGCGAGACAAGCGGGACUCGAGGAGAGAACUGAAAUUGCUCCUUCUCGGUACAGGAGAGAGUGGGAAGAGUACAUUCAUCAAGCAGAUGAGGAUCAUCCACGGGGCGGGCUACACAGAGGAGGACAAGAGGGGUUUCAUCAGGCUGGUGUACCAGAACAUCUUCACCUCCAUGCAGUCUAUGAUCAAAGCCACAGAGAACCUCAAGAUCCCCUUCAAAUACGAACAGAACCGGUCUAAUGCCAUGUUAGUGAAGGAGGUGGACAUAGAGAAGAUCUGUGGUUUCGACCAGCCCUACAUCAGCGCCAUCAAGACCCUGUGGGCCGACCCUGGGAUACAGGAGGCCUACGACAGACGCAGGGAAUACCAGCUAUCAGACUCCACUAAAUAUUACCUUAGUGAUAUAGACCGCGUCACCGCGGAGGGAUAUGUUCCUACUCAGCAGGAUGUGCUUCGUGUCCGGGUCCCCACCACGGGAAUCAUAGAGUACCCGUUUGACCUGGAGAACUGCAUCUUCAGGAUGGUGGAUGUAGGGGGUCAAAGGUCAGAGAGGAGGAAGUGGAUCCACUGUUUUGAGAAUGUCACUUCCAUCAUGUUCCUGGUGGCCCUCAGCGAGUACGACCAAGUCCUGGUGGAGUCUGACAACGAGAACCGUAUGGAGGAGAGUAAGGCGUUGUUUAGGACCAUCAUCACCUACCCCUGGUUCCAGAACUCCUCAGUCAUCCUGUUCCUCAACAAGAAGGAUCUGCUGGAGGAGAAGAUCUCAUACUCCCACCUGGUCGAUUACUUCCCUGAGUUUGAUGGUCCCCAGCGAGAUGCCCAGGCGGGCCGGGAGUUUAUACUGAAGAUGUUUGUGGACCUGAACCCGGAUAGCGACAAGAUCAUCUACUCCCACUUCACCUGCGCCACGGACACCGAGAACAUCCGCUUCGUCUUCGCUGCCGUCAAAGACACCAUCCUGCAGCUCAACCUCAAAGAAUACAACCUGGUCUGAGAGACUCUUGCACGCAAACACACACUCUUCCCAGUUGCACAGCUUAGCCUACACACACACACACUUAUGAAGCUUACACACACCUACAAAUCUAGUUGAUCUUUCCCCCUCCUGCUUUUCACUCCAGCGAUUUUAAGACCCCCUCUUCCAAUAUCUCUCCUCCCAUUUGCUCUCUCAUUCCUUCCCUUUUUCUACCCUUUUGCCAUAAGCCUGUCCUCUCCCUCGUUCUCAGCAGCUUGUCAGUCUCCUCUUCUCCAUACCACACAUACACACACGCCAUGCAGUAUACAGUGACUACGGGAGGGGACAAUGGGUGUGUGUGUGUGUCUGCGUGUUUGUGUGUGAGAAGGUGAGGAAGAGGACCAGUGUGGUCAGUGAACUGUGGGUCUUUAUCCCUUGAACCAUCAGUCAACUGGCCUGAGAUCACAUCCUCUGAUUUGGUGGAAGGAGUGACCCAAACGCAAGGCAAAAAACACCUGAGAGGGUGACGUUUUACACUCUAUAAGGGAGGGGAUAAAGACUGGGAGGGGGUGGAGAUGAUGAGGUAACAAAGGAAGCCACCAGGACGUGAGCAGGAAGUGAUGUCACACAGAAGUGAGGGGGCAGACCAAGGAUUCUGUUUCCACCUCGCAUCGAUGAAUGUAUACUCUAAGUGAGCAUCGCAAACGCAAAAAAAUAUAAUUAAAUAUGUUAUAAAGUAAUUACAUAUGUAGACAAAAUUACACUAAGACUGAAAGCACCAGAGGGAGAGGAAAAAGCUAAUUGAUUAAAUAUGUGUAUCGCUGAGCUUUUUUACAAAUAGUUUUUAAUAAUAGUAACUUGUUGCUAUGUCAACUUCUAUCCGACGACUAAGAAGUGGUUUGAAAAGUUAUAGAAGCGGUUAACAAAACAAGAUCUUAUAUUUAAAAAAUUUGCAAAAUAGCCAAAAUAUCACAAAAACAAGAUGGUAAUCAGAAACGGACUAAUUUGAUCCUUUACAGACGGUUGUGGUUGUUCAUGUUUAGGUUUGAUCACAUCGCUUCCCUCCUUCACUGGUUUACUGACUGAUAGAUCGGAACCUUCCGUUUGACAUCCGCAGUACCAUGUUCUGUUUGAUACACGCCACAUUAAGAUUACCGAACAUCCGAUACUUGCUACUAUGUUCUGAUUGGACAAUCGCUGAGGGGGAGGGAGUCAUGUAUGGAUAUGAUGUCAUCACAUACGGUACAUCAGUCUGAAAGAAUGACAUCACGUGUUAAGUUGCCCAGCGACCCAAUUAGAUGUGCUCUGGAGAUUCUGGGCAAUCCAUCCCCACAAAUGACACGGUGGCAUCCAUUAUCCCAGACACACAGGAAGCUUUAUGUUGUUUACCUUUUUUUUUUACUGUAUAGACACUUUUGUUUGUUGAUGAGAGGUGGUUGUUGAUUGGUGGGAGCGGGGGACGUAUGAUCCUGUCUCCCAGAUGGACAGGCAAGCAUACUCUGAAGUCAAAAAGUUAUUGUUUGUGUAUAUUUCUGUUUGUAAAUACAUGUACACAGAAACGCUCCUGUACAAAAACACUCUGUGGUACA
Oncorhynchus keta (chum salmon) is the source of this 3626-nucleotide messenger RNA. RefSeq names its product guanine nucleotide-binding protein subunit alpha-11-like. Gene Ontology annotation, cellular component: heterotrimeric G-protein complex. Gene Ontology annotation, biological process: action potential; adenylate cyclase-modulating G protein-coupled receptor signaling pathway; phospholipase C-activating dopamine receptor signaling pathway. Lineage: Eukaryota; Metazoa; Chordata; Actinopteri; Salmoniformes; Salmonidae. The record is from RefSeq and is a predicted model, not a curated record. The transcript is spliced from 7 exons. The coding region runs from base 997 to 2076 and encodes 359 amino acids. Gene Ontology annotation, molecular function: G-protein beta/gamma-subunit complex binding; G protein-coupled receptor binding; guanyl nucleotide binding.